Messenger RNA from Entrophospora sp. SA101, 1599 nucleotides. Lineage: Eukaryota; Fungi; Glomeromycota; Glomeromycetes; Entrophosporales; Entrophosporaceae. The record is from the annotation of a GenBank genome assembly.
AUGUCGAAACAAGAGAAACAAGAGAAACAAGAUGUCGUACUUGAUACAUUAGGACAAUUUUUGUCAUUUUGUAUUACGGCGACCAUGGUUACCAGUAAUGAAUUAUUUGUGAACUAUAAUAUCAGCGUUCCUACAUUUCAAACGUUUCUUACCUAUGUAGCAUUAAAUUUGAUUUAUACGCCACUAACCAUCUACAAAAAGGGAUUUAGGUAUUGGUUGGAUAUUUUUAACCUGAAGGAUUAUCGAUUUUUAAAAUUUGAAGGCAAUUAUUUUGUGGUAAAGGCAUAUGCUUUCACCUCAGUUCUUUCCGUAAUGUUGCUUGGUACGUGGGCAAUCCCAGUUUGUAUGUUAUCAUCAAUCGUAUUCCUAAAGGUUGGAUAUCAUUGGAGUCAAUACUUUGGAGUGUUGAUAUGUCUUGUUGGUAUUGGAGUAUUGCUUGCAGGAGAUCUUGACUCAGGACAAGAUUUUAGUGGUGCAGUGAAUAUGGGACUUGGUGAUGCAUUUUGUAUCAUAAGUGCAACACUUUAUGGUGCGAAAGAAUUAUUUGUGAGACAAAGAUCAGUGUAUGAGGUGGUUGGACAAUUAGCAUUUUGGGCAAUGAUUAUCAGUGGUAUUCAACUUUCAAUUUUAGAGCGUCAAGAACUUUCUUCUGUAGAAUGGAGUGGAGGUAGUGUUGGAAUGCUACUUACAUACACUAUUUCAAUGGUGUGUUUUUAUACUGGAGCACCAAUACUCUUCAAAUUAUCAUCAGCUACAUUCUUUAAUCUUUCUUUACAAACAACAUUUGCAUUCAAUGCAAUCCAAAUGCUUUCGUUGGAUUCGUUUAAAACUGGAAUGAUCUUGUUGAGUGGAUUGUUUUUCUAUGAUAUAUUUUGGGUAUUCGGUACUGAGGUGAUGAUUACUGUAGCUAAAAGUUUUGAUGCGCCAAUUAAAGUAGUUUGGCCCAAACAAUUGCUUGGAUUACAACCAAAUGAAGCUUUACAAUUUACCAUGUUAGGGUUAGGAGAUAUUGUCAUUCCUGGAAUUUAUGUUGCACUUUGUCUUCGAUUUGAUCACAAUCUACAUUUAAAACGUAACCCCACAGCUAAAAAAUAUUCCAAAUUUUCAACACCGUAUUUCAACAGUUGUUUUACUUCUUAUAUCUUGGGCCUUAUAACCACCAUUGUAGUUAUGCAUACUUUCAAAGCAGCACAACCUGCUUUGCUUUACCUUUCACCAGCUUGUAUAAUUUCGGUGCUUAUGGAAAGCAAUUUAUUGAUUGCAUAUGCUGCCUUAGGCACCAUGGCAGUUGUGCCGAUUUACUAUGGAUCAUUUGCUUCAGUAAAAUGGCCUAAAAAGAAAAAAACUGAAUGUGCCAAGUUUGAUCAUGAGGCAGAAUCUUCUGAUGAAGAGGAUUCUUCAACCGAAUCUUUAUCAACGGAAGAUGCUUAUCUUUUUCCAAUAAUUGGAUCCGUGGUGCUCUUUUCAUUAUACCUAGUUUUUAAAUUAUUGAACAAGGAUUAUGUGAAUUAUCUUGUUACCGGAUACUUUGCCUUUUUAGGCGUUAUCGCUGUAACAAAUGUUGGCGUGUAUAUUGUUAAGAACGUAAUUGGACUUAAA